Limanda limanda (common dab) is the source of this 1359-nucleotide messenger RNA. RefSeq names its product serine and arginine rich splicing factor 4 (gene srsf4). Gene Ontology annotation, biological process: mRNA splice site recognition; alternative mRNA splicing, via spliceosome. The record is from RefSeq and is a predicted model, not a curated record. Gene Ontology annotation, molecular function: mRNA binding. The coding region runs from base 37 to 1299 and encodes 420 amino acids. The transcript is spliced from 7 exons. Gene Ontology annotation, cellular component: ribonucleoprotein complex; cytoplasm; nucleus. NCBI's taxonomy places the organism in Eukaryota, Metazoa, Chordata, Actinopteri, Pleuronectiformes, Pleuronectidae.
CCUGGCAAGCUACACGCUAGCACUCGAGCUAACAACAUGUCGCGGGUGUACAUCGGCCGCCUGAGCUACCGCGCCCGGGAGAAGGACGUGGAGCGGUUCUUCAAGGGCUACGGGAAGAUCCUGGAGGUCGACCUGAAGAACGGCUAUGGGUUUGUUGAAUUCGAUGACCCCCGCGACGCAGACGACGCCGUGUACGACCUGAACGGCAAAGAGCUGUGUGGAGAGCGGGUGAUCGUGGAGCACACUAAGGGGCCGCGGCGUGACGGAGGCUACGGUGGUGGAGGAGGAGGCGGAGGAGGAAGGAACAACGACAAGCCGUUACAAUCCCCCUCACAGUCUUCAGGGCAUGGCAGAGGUCAUCAAACUACAAGUGGAUAUGGACGUUUUGGAAGAGACAGAUAUGGUCCGCCUAUAAGGACAGAUUAUCGGCUCAUUGUUGAGAAUCUUUCCAGCCGCUGCAGCUGGCAGGAUUUAAAGGACUACAUGAGGCAGGCGGGGGAGGUGACUUACGCCGACACCCACAAGGGCCGGAAAAACGAAGGGGUGAUAGAGUUCAGGCUCUACUCUGACAUGAAGAGGGCCCUGGAGAAGCUGGACGGCACCGAGGUGAACGGCAGAAAGAUCCGGCUCAUCGAGGACCGACCCGGAGCCCGGCGCCGCCGCUCGUACUCCCGCAGCCGCAGCCACUCCAGGUCUCGCUCCAGGAGCCGCAGGUCUCGUAAGAGCCGCAGCCGCAGUGAGAGCAGCAGCCGCAGCCGCUCCCGCUCCAGGGCGGCGUCCCAGUCCCGCAGCCGAUCCCGUAGCAAGAAGAACAAGACGAAGGUGAAGAAGGAGGAAGAGGAGCGCAGCAACGGCGCUCAGAAGAACAAGGAUCGCAGCAGGAGCCGCUCGCCCAAGAGCCGCAGCCCGAAGAGCCGCUCGCCCAAGAGCCGCAGCCCCAAGAGCAAAAAGGCCAAGAAAGAAGGGAAGAAGAUAAAGAAGGAGGAUUCCCGCUCCAGGUCCCGCUCUCGCUCCAGGUCUCGCUCUCGAUCCGGAAUCAAAGAUCGUUCCAGGAAGUCGGGCUCGAAGGGCCGCGAGCCGCCGAAGAGCGACGACGAGGGCGGCGAGCCCGUGAGGCGCUCUCGCUCCCGCUCCCGGAGCCCGGUCGACCUCAAGUCCAGAGCCAGGUCCAAGUCCAGGUCUAAAUCCAAGUCCCGCUCCCCCCCACCUGCCAAAGCCCGCACGCACUCCCGCUCCGCCUCACGAUCAGAGUCCCGCUCCAAAUCCCGCUCUCCGUCUCGUUCCCGUUCCCGCUCCUAGUUUCAGGUCGUGGACUGUUUGUCAUGAGCCCUCAUCCCAGUGUCUCCCCCCCGACCCCCC